AUGGCAACAAAGAUCCUUUACUUCACAGUGAAUGGGAAACCAGAGCAAGCUGAGUUCCCAGUGAAUUGUCCUUCUCAGGAUGUCAAAGAUCUGUUCCGCUCUGCAGCUGAAGCUGGGCCACAUGACAUCCUAAAGCUUUACAAUCCCAAAGGCAACAUUAUCAACAUCUCAUCAAAUCUGGAGCCUAACAAUCCAAACUCCUGCUACAAACUGGAAGUGGUUGCUUCUGGUUGCAACAGUGAGCCAUUAGGUGUGGAGCUUGCUGGUGCACUCGGAUUUGAUCUCUCAUCUAUGGAAAAAAGACUCCAAGGCCUGGAAAAGAAAAUCCUCAUUGAAGCAGGAAAUACGCCUGCAGUCAUCUAUGAGAUGAAGAAACAGGUGGAUUCAUUCCGGGAGAAACUGGAGAGUGUGGAGCAUCUUAGCUGGCUUGGAUUAUUCAAGGACUUGUCAGAGGGAGCACCCAAGCCCUCUCCGUUUUACCACAAGAGAUCCUUGCAUAAAACAAAAGAGGAAUGUGAGCAUGUCCGUGAAAAGUUCCUUCAAAUGAGCUCUCUGGAUGUAUCCGAGGAGGUGAGGCAGUACUUAAAGACGCCAACAUUUGACAACUGGCAGUGGGAGGAUGCAGAGAUAAUGGUGCUCCUGCAAGUCAUGUACACAGACUUAGAUUUUAUCGCUGCCUACAAUAUUGAACCUGAAGUUUUACAGCAGUUCCUGUUUGAAGUGUACCGCAGAUACAACAACAUCCCUUUCCACAACUUCAAGCAUUGCUUCUGUGUCACCCAGAUGAUGUAUGGUUUAAUCUGGCUGACUGACCUGAGAAGUAAGAUGGACAGCACUGACCUGCUGAUCAUGCUGACCUCUGCAGUUUGCCAUGACCUUGACCACACCGGCUACAAUAAUGCCUACCAGAUAAAUGCUCGUACGGAACUUGCCCUUCGCUACAAUGACCUCUCUCCCUUGGAGAACCACCACUGUGCUGUUGCUUUUGAUAUACUGGAGAAGACAGAGAACAAUAUCUUCAGAAAUGUGUCUCUGGACCAGUACAAACGGAUAAGGAAAGGCAUUAUAAAAUGCAUUCUGGCCACUGACAUGACAAGACACAAUGAGAUCCUCAACAAGUUCAAGUCCAUUCUGUCUUUGUUUGACUUUGACAACAAGGAACACAAAGAUGUGCUUAUGAUGAUUCUGAUCAAAGUGUGUGACAUCUCCAAUGAAGCGCGCCCCAUGGAAGUGGCAGAGCCCUGGCUGGAUUGUCUUUUACAAGAAUUCUACAACCAGAGUGAUGUAGAGAAAUUAGAGGGUCUUCCUGUCACCCCUUUCAUGGAUCGGGACAAGAUAACCAAACCCUCAUCUCAAACUGGCUUCAUCAGAUUUGUGCUUUUGCCGCUCUUUAUAGAGUUGGCCAACCUCUUUCCCUGCCUGGAGCAACACAUCAUUGACCCAGUGCGAAAGGCCCUUGACUACUACACAGAGAUGGAGAAAGCACUGGAGAGAGACAAGCAGAACCGGGCUCAAUGCGAAAAUGCAGUCAAGAGCAAAGAGAUACCACUGAGCCAGCCCAGCACAGAUGAGCGCCAGACCUCGGGACCCGAAGCCUCGAAACCAGACACACAAUGA
Molecule: messenger RNA, 1617 nt
Organism: Phycodurus eques (leafy seadragon)
Lineage: Eukaryota; Metazoa; Chordata; Actinopteri; Syngnathiformes; Syngnathidae
Product: high affinity cGMP-specific 3',5'-cyclic phosphodiesterase 9A
Exons: 14
Coding region: 1-1617 (538 amino acids)
Biological process (GO): cGMP catabolic process
Molecular function (GO): 3',5'-cyclic-GMP phosphodiesterase activity
Source: RefSeq, a predicted model, not a curated record